UUGAAUAUAAAUAUUUCUUUACCAUUUUAAUUAUUCCAAGUACCCUCGAAGUAAGUUGGACUUAUAAAGGGGCUCUUUUGCAAAUGAAUUAAUUCUUAUUACAUUUACCUACAUAACGCAAUGUUACUUGUUCUGGGUCUUAAUCAUCGUAACCAAUGCAACUACUUGGUUCUAGCGCUGCUUUGCUGAUUUUUUUCAUGCUUAGUGCUCCUAAUGAAUCACAACCCGGACAGAAGUCAAUAUUUCCUCAGAAAUAUGUUCCCAUUUUUGUGAUACAGUUCUAACACAGAUGUUGGUUUCUUCUCUAAGUUGUUCUAGAUCUACACGUACUCGUAUUUUAUUGUCCUUUAAGGCGUUCCAGACUGAUUGUCAGCUAAAGAUACCACUUUUAAUUUACGUGCAAGGUAAAUGCCAUGCAAUUGGUGGCAAAUUGAGUAAAGUGAGUUCUAGCUAUCUAAUGCCGUUUAAUUAUAUUAUCUUUGCAUUUGAGAAAUAGGCAUAGAAGUUUGUGGGCUAGGAACCUGCAAAAUGCAAAACUUUACUACUACGGAAACGUCAAUAACGCCUCGGAGAUUCGACCUCGAGGCUACGAUUUUGAUUAUCGAAAACGGAGUAUGAUUAGUUUCUAUGGGACUUGGGAGCGGGUUUCUGACUGCAAGAUUCCGGUCCCUUCUAGGGAGCAUCACAGCAGCAGAGCACUGUAUCUGCACCAACGAAGACUUCCCAUAUAAUGGAGGAGGAUGCUUUCUACGAGCAAUUACCAGCAGUUCAGGGGAGGCUUGCUAAAGAUGACAUGGUGGUCUGAAAGUCAAGAUGGGCUCUGAUAACACGUUGCUCGGAAAUGUAAGGGGGAAGCACGGUCUUGGGAACUGUAACGAUAAUGGUGGGAGCACAAAACUUAUCAUUCGGUCAGUUGAAUGUCAAGUGACCGACACCGUACCAGCUAUCAGAUUAAUCACUUUGGGACAAGCGAUAGACUUCUGGACGUACGAUUUCGGCCUCGAAAGGGAUCACCAUCUAAUAGUCGCUUACGUUCGCUUGUGUGAACAUCCAACAUCGACCGCUUCAAUGAUCCAACUGUCGCUCGUCAGUGGGAAAGCUAUCUUGCUGGAAUUAAAAUUUUGUUUAAGAAUCGAGGGAUUUCUAGUGCUAGUCCAGUCCGCUAUUUAAUGGAUGGCGGCUUUGAGAAUCCCUCGAUUCUUAAACAAAAUUUUAUUUUAGCAUCGGCCGGCUUAGACCUAAAAAUUUUACAUGGCGGAUUUGUGUUCAUUAUAAUUCAUACGCAUGACGUGUUUUUGAAUUAAUUAACGGGAGCAAAUACCACCGUGUAACCACUUCGGUCGCGCUGCUCCCAGGUUUUUCCAAAGGUGGGGCAGCGCCUGAUGAGUUUCCUUUGCCCUGGAUGAAACUGCAUUCUGUCUUGCUUAUUGUACAGCAGAAACACUGAAUAAUUCGCUUGAAAAGAUCAAUGAGCAUUAGGCCCCCAUCAAACAUGUUAUUUUCUCCGGUGUUACCCAGGUCGUCGGAACUGGAUAUCCGUCGAUGUAUCAACACCGCCUUGUUUAAUUAUUUGAAAAUACAUCGCUGAAAUGUGAAGUCGAUUCGAAUGAAAUUGACUGAGAUGUACCGUAAUCCGUACCGUAAACUACCUGAAAUUGAAACUUUAAACGCAUUUUUCUGCUAUGUUUGAAACCGGUGACCAGAAUUACUCGGAAAUUACUAAAUGAUCUUUUGAAACUUAGCAGUCUUAUUUAGUAAAUAAAAACGCAGAGUUUAUUCCUUGGAUUUUUAUUUUCGAUAGGAAAUGGCAAUUUUAUAGCCCAAAAACGACCGUUUUUUAGUGACUUUCCAAUAUUUUGUGAAUUUGUAUAUAUUUUUUUAAAUUCUUCAAUUAAAUGCUAGUUCUUCUGUUAUUUAA
Molecule: messenger RNA, 1918 nt
Organism: Hermetia illucens (black soldier fly)
Lineage: Eukaryota; Metazoa; Arthropoda; Insecta; Diptera; Stratiomyidae
Exons: 2
Coding region: 814-1170 (118 amino acids)
Source: RefSeq, a predicted model, not a curated record